Neofelis nebulosa (Clouded leopard) is the source of this 1015-nucleotide messenger RNA. Its product is annotated as gamma-taxilin-like. Gene Ontology annotation, molecular function: syntaxin binding. The coding region runs from base 47 to 520 and encodes 157 amino acids. The record is from RefSeq and is a predicted model, not a curated record. Gene Ontology annotation, biological process: regulation of cell cycle. NCBI's taxonomy places the organism in Eukaryota, Metazoa, Chordata, Mammalia, Carnivora, Felidae. The transcript has 3 exons.
UUUCUCCAUUCCUUUUGGACCAUCAGGAAAAGAAGUGUUACUAUUGAUGCAAGCCUUAAACACUCUUUCAACUCCAGAGGAGAAGCUGGCAGCUCUCUGUAAGACAUAUGCUGAUCUUCUGGAGGAGAGCAGGAAUGUUCAGAAGCAAAUGAAGGUUCUGCAGAAGAAACAAGCCCAGAUCAUCAAAGAGAAAGUUCACUUGCAGAGUGAACACAGCAAGGCCAUCUUGGCAAGAAGCAAACUAGAGUCUCUUUGCAGGGAACUUCAGCGUCACAAUAAGACACUAAAGUUUCUCAGCUCAAGCGCCACUGGGCCACACAGCUUCCAGGAGUUGUCAGAAGCCCUGAAGUUCAGAUGGGGUUACAAGCCACUUUCCACAGAAGGUGGGGUGGUGUCUCAGCAUCUUUCCUGCACAGGGCCAGCCAGGUUUCCUGGCCAGCAAACCUCCUCAUUUAAGGAUGCAAGUCACACCGACCUCCAGGCUAGUGAGUUCCUGGAUCAUAGUGCACCUCCAACUUGAUUCUGCAGAUGAGUGAAACCACUGGUUGGGAAUAUGACAUGGACACUGCAGGUAUGAACUCAGUCUGUCAAGAUCCCUGUGCUGGUUGUUGGGGGUUCCUUCCUAUUAUCUAUCACAGUCAGAUUUCUAGUGGCUGCACUCUGCAGUCUCCAUGGUGUGAUGUCAUAGUGGCAGCUCCCACAGAAUGACCCACAGUGCAGGCAGCGGGGAGAAGGAUGGGGCUGGUUGCCCAUCCUGGGUUCUUUCUCCUCACUGGAGGAACCAUAUGCUCACAAAGACCUCAAUUUGUGGUGCUUCACUGGCCUAGUAGAGGGACAAUGAGGUCAUCAGGUAGCCAUUCCUCUGACCCUUCUAGCACAGUCUGUCACGGUCUCUGGCUGCAGAGUGGUGCUUAAGCCUCGCCUGCAUAUUCUAGGAUUCUCUCAGUGGUGUCUUGUCCAUGUCUUGUUCUUCUUGCGAAGGGGAACAAAACAGAAUGACCUAUGUUGCAGUCUU